Molecule: messenger RNA, 659 nt
Organism: Aptenodytes forsteri (emperor penguin)
Lineage: Eukaryota; Metazoa; Chordata; Aves; Sphenisciformes; Spheniscidae
Gene: AIP
Product: aryl hydrocarbon receptor interacting protein
Exons: 3
Coding region: 1-543 (180 amino acids)
Molecular function (GO): protein binding
Source: RefSeq, a predicted model, not a curated record
AUGACGGGGUGCCGGCAGGUGGAGGCGCCCGGCUCAUACCAGCAGGACCCGUGGGCCAUGACGGACGAGGAGAAGCUGCAGGCCGUACCCCUGAUCCACAAGGAGGGCAACGAGCUGUACCGGCUUGGCAAGGUGCAGGAGGCAGCUGCCAAAUACUACGAUGCCAUCGCCUGCCUCAAGAACCUGCAGAUGAAGGAGCAGCCCGGCUCUCCGGACUGGAUCGAACUCGACCAGAAGAUCACACCCCUGCUGCUAAAUUACUGCCAGUGCAAGCUGCAGUGCGAGGAGUACUACGAGGUGCUGGAUCACUGCUCCUCCAUUCUCAACAAGUACGAGGACAACGUCAAGGCCUACUUCAAGCGGGGGAAGGCCCACGCGGCAGUGUGGAACGUGGCGGAGGCGCAGGCUGACUUUGCCAAAGUGCUGGCCCUCGACCCCUCGCUGCGCCCCAUCGUCUCCAAGGAGCUGCGGAGCCUGGAAGCCCGCCUGCGCGAGAAGGACGCCGAGGACAAGAUCCGCUUCAAAGGCAUCUUCUCGCAGUAGAGCCCGCGGCCGCAGCGGAGAGCCCAACGCUCUCUGAACAGGUUCUUUUAGGUAUUCCACAUGUGGAAUGUUCAUUGAUGUUUAUUAAUGUUUAAUACAAGUUUUACUUAUUUGAA